AUGAAGGAUAAGAAGGGAGUCGACUCGACCGGCCGCCCCGACGCCAACCGCCGCGUCCUCUUCGACCCCAGCAUCACGCAACAGCAAAGAAGGCGGCAGCAGCAGCCGUUGACCGACCCCACAAAUAGCUUUGGCCAGACGGCGGGCAGCGUCGCCGGUCCCGCCGUGCCAAACAGUUUGAUAGGCCGAAGCUUCGACAUCAACCAGCUCGAGGACGAGAGCAGGUGGCUCGAGGCCGCCAUCCGGCAGGAGGACAUCUUGCUGGCGCGCCAAGGCGACCCCGUCGGAAUGGCGCUGCGACUUGAGAACACUCAAAGAUGGAUCAGGAGACUGGAGGCGCUCAUGGAGACGCCCACUCGGAGCCGCACCCAGACGCAGGCCCAGACAAUGCUGCCCACCCCGGCGGACACCCCGGCAGCCACCCCGGCCGCCGAGGGGGCAGGCGGCACCGGAGACAACGGCGCAGCGGAGAAGAAGUGA
This is a messenger RNA of Cordyceps militaris CM01, 480 nucleotides long. RefSeq lists its product as uncharacterized. The transcript has a single exon. Lineage: Eukaryota; Fungi; Ascomycota; Sordariomycetes; Hypocreales; Cordycipitaceae. The record is from RefSeq and is a predicted model, not a curated record. The coding region runs from base 1 to 480 and encodes 159 amino acids.